Messenger RNA from Lucilia cuprina (Australian sheep blowfly), 1074 nucleotides. RefSeq names its product protein FAM107B. Bases 148 to 753 code for a protein of 201 amino acids. Lineage: Eukaryota; Metazoa; Arthropoda; Insecta; Diptera; Calliphoridae. The record is from RefSeq and is a predicted model, not a curated record. The transcript has 3 exons.
UUUCUAUAUUGAUUUGUUUCCAUUUGUGUUUUAAUUUUUGUAACUGAUUUUCAAUUAAGUUGAUUUUCAAUUGAGAUAAAAAGGCUAUAGAGAAAAAUCACUUGUAAAAAUAAUUAAAAAUAUAAUUUAAAAUCAACUCAAAUAAUUAUGAAUCGUUCCAGUAUUUCAACGGACAUUAGGAAUCGUAUUAAAAUGUUUGAAAAUUGUGAGCUGAGAACAGACAGUGGAGAAGAAGGUUUGGCCGCACAGAACUUUGCCAGUCAAAGUAGAAUUGAUACGAACGAGCUAGAGAACGGUUGUCAAAUAAAAGCAACAACAAUGAUGAUGCCAACGCCACCACCACCACCGCCGGGAGUACAAACAGAUGCGAACGGUUUGAUUUUACCAAAGAAAUUGAUAAAUCCAUGUCUACAGUCAACCGAUCGUAAACAGUUGCAUCGAGAAUUAAAAUUUAAUACAAAAAUGGGCAUUAGCGUUCUAAAUCAGAAAACAGAAUUGCAAAAAGCCUACGAAAAACAAAGAGAAAAACAACAGCAACAUCAGCAGGAUAAUAAUCCACAACAGACUCAACACUCACCCACCUUUGGCCUUAAAAGCGAACUGAAUCGUGUGAUAAUGGAAAGAGCUCAAAAGUAUGAACGUGCCCGCCUACAAUCCGAAUCUGAGAAUGAUGACGAUAAACAAUACGUGAAUCCUGAAUAUUUAAAUGCGAGAGCAAAAUUAAGAGCGGGACAAAGAACUGAAUUGAAAUAAGUUUAAGAAACAUUAAAUAAUAAUCAAUCAACCAACAAAAACAAUAACUUUAAAACUCUAAGAAUUUAACUCGAAAUUAUAUUUAAUUAAUCUAUUUGAUUUGACUAAUUAAUAUUAUGAUCAUUUUGUAUUUUAUUUACUAUUGAGAAUAUUUCUAAUAAUAUUCCUCUUAAGAAUGAGGAAUAAGGUUUUUUAGUUUCUUGUUUAUUUAAAUGUUAAUUAAACAACAACAACAGAAAUAUGUACAAUUUAUUUUUAUUAUUAUCAUUAUUAUAGUUAUAAUUCUUUUUAUUAUUUUUAUUAGUUUAAUUUAUAUGUAUG